Lytechinus variegatus (green sea urchin) is the source of this 420-nucleotide messenger RNA. RefSeq lists its product as uncharacterized. The transcript is spliced from 2 exons. Bases 1 to 420 code for a protein of 139 amino acids. Lineage: Eukaryota; Metazoa; Echinodermata; Echinoidea; Temnopleuroida; Toxopneustidae. The record is from RefSeq and is a predicted model, not a curated record.
AUGCAGCAGAUACACGACAUCAUUUCAUCUUUGGCAGAAGAACGAGAUGUGGAAGUUCAAUAUAUACCAGACUAUGAACCAUCCUAUGAUGUAGACAUGACCUUUGUCUCCCUAUGUGGUAUCUCAACCAUAUCAGAGUUGAUUCCAGGAGUGUGCAGGGCCAUUGCAGAGGCAUAUAAAGAUGAGGUCUUCAACAUACCUACCACCCCUGGAGCAUGGAGCACCCUUGCCCAGCAGUUUGAACAGAGAUGGAAUAUCCCCCAUGCAAUUGGUACAUUGGAUGGAAAGCACACAGCCAUUAAGAAGCCAGCAAUCACAGACAGUCUCUACCACAACUAUAAGGGCUUCUUCUCUAUACCACUGCUGGCAUUGGUAGAUGCAGAGUACAAGUUCAUCUGGAUUGAGCUGGGAGGUAAAUGA